UUCGGUAACUGUAAUGGGUUUCUUAGCCAUAACUUUGUCGCCAAGGAUUUUCCAGAGACUCAAUCAGGUUUAGAUCAGGACCUUGGGCCGGCCAUUUCAUUAUUUCAAUGUUUUCAGCUUCAAGGAACUGCUUUACCUGUUUUGCAGGUAGUGCAGAUCCUUGGUGACAAAUUUCCCUACAAACUGAUUUCCAAGAAGAUUGACUUGCCUGAAUAUCAAGGGGAACCAGAUGACAUUUCUAUACAUAAAUGUCAAGAAGCAGCAAGGCAGGUGGAUGGGCCAGUGCUGGUGGAGGACACCUGUCUGUGCUUCAGGGCACUAGGUGGACUACCAGGACCUUACAUAAAAUGGUUCUUGGAUAAACUGAAGCCAGAGGGAUUGUGUAAAUUGCUAGCAGGUUUUGAGGAUAAAUCUGCCUGGGCUCUGUGUACAUUUGCUUUCUGUGCUGGAAAAGACAAGCCAGUUCAGCUGUUCAGAGGAAUAACCGAGAUGUACUGUAUAUAA
Messenger RNA from Sinocyclocheilus anshuiensis, 504 nucleotides. Its product is annotated as inosine triphosphate pyrophosphatase-like. NCBI's taxonomy places the organism in Eukaryota, Metazoa, Chordata, Actinopteri, Cypriniformes, Cyprinidae. The record is from RefSeq and is a predicted model, not a curated record. Gene Ontology annotation, cellular component: cytoplasm. The transcript is spliced from 6 exons. Gene Ontology annotation, molecular function: nucleoside triphosphate diphosphatase activity. Gene Ontology annotation, biological process: nucleoside triphosphate catabolic process. The annotation marks the transcript as partial.